CGUUUUACAGUUACGUGUAAGUGGCCUUGUGUGGAUUCGUAUCGGACCUUAGUCAAUAGCCAAAUCGGCUUUUGUGUUGCACUACGCCCUCAGAAUAUCAGAAGGGAGUGCUUGUCUUCUUUGCCCUAUAAUGCGGACGUUUCGAGCUAAUUGUUUUAGCGUUGCCGAAGCUUCGUUGGUUUGAAAGGCUUGAUAGGCUUUGUUAAACGAACACCGUCUCAAGCAUUGAGUGAAGGACUCGAUUUCAAAUACCUUCAACCGUUUCCGAAACAGUGGGCGUGCUAUGAGCCGUAGAACUUUGUUCUGUGCUCGCUCAAGUGUAUCCUUGUACUUCUGUGCUGAGGUCCACCACGUUGCUGCAGCGUAGGUGGCCACAGGCCGGCAACACGUUUUAUAGAGUGCCAAGUGAAGUUCCAAGGGGAGUGGAGGUUCCCUCAAAAGAUGUUGUAAGAGUUGAACUCUUUGCUGUAAUUUAGAUCGAAUUCGCCUGACAUGUAAAUGCCAUCGCAUCAUUCGAUGAAAUGUGAUGCCGAAGUGAGCGUGAGCAACGCGGACAAGACCCUCACCCUUAGUCCCCGAUUUCCCAUUUCAAGGAAAUCGAGAAUGAAAGAAAUACCUUUUGCAUUCUUUGCUCGACGACCCGACGCGCGGCGCGAACCGUGCCGCCGCCCAUGUCGAGGAGAGCCGGCCAAACGGGGUCGACAUUUGCUGCUACCCAUUGUUCCAGAGAAAGUUAUUCCAUUAACGUCGUUCAAGGAAGGCCAUGUGAUGAAGAAAAAUGUGUCUCGAUCUUCGGAGGAAACUCUUCGAUAUGGCAUUGAGUAUCGCAAAACCCUCCCAAAAUGGUUAAAUGAAUCUACAAGCGAAAAAUUAAUGAAGGUUCUCGCGAGCCGCUUCAAGAAGUCCAUCUGCGUAGAAACACCUCCUUACUACAACGUGCACUCCCUUCUGGACGGCUCCUUGGACAUCAUUGCCGAGCCCAUGUUGUACGGCGACGUGAAGCCGCUGGGCCACCUCUACCCGCACCUCCCUGUCGACAUGUGUGUCAUUGUGAAGAGGAGGCGGCGGGUGCAGCAGAGCAUCAUGCAGUCCUUCUGCGCAGACACCUGGAUAGCCACCGGACUCACCCUCGUCCUCUUCGCCGGCGCCCUUCGAGUCAUCGGCCGCAGAACCGUCGUGUUCGAGGUUCUAGACACGUUCAUCAAUGGAGGCUUUGAGACCCGGGAAAGUGACAUCCGUGGCAACACGGUGAACCUACUGCUGAGCGUCUUCGGCCUGGUGAUGGUCAACGCUUUUACCGGACGUUUCAUGGGCUUCCUGGCUGUCCUCGGUGAACCCCCGCAGAUACAGACGCUGGAGGAAGUAGUUAGAGAAGUCUCUGGAGUCUUCGCACCCGAUGGACUCCAGCGCAUUCUUUAUUCUGUCGACAAAAAUGAUGUAAUCUGGAAACUUUUAUCUAGAUUCCGGCCUUACUCCAAAGAGCCGCUCCUCGUCGCCGACGCACGGCAGCGACUGGCCGUGGAGGGCCCGGGUCCAGCGUACGUGAUGGCGCGCAUGGACGCGGAAAAGUUCUUGGAGUGGCCCGGCAUGACGGAUGCAUGGGGGUACCCGCUGGCGCACGUGGUGGACGAGUGUCUGUUCACCCCAGCGUACGCCGUCCUGUGGACGCGACCCCGCUGCUCCCUUCAGCGUCGCCUCGACGCGCUCAUGCAGGCUGCCGUGGAAGGCGGGCUGGUAAAGAAGCUCUACAGGUGGGUAUUAAUGCAGAGGGUUUAAACUCCGACGCGGCUCCUACACCAACUAAACGCGCUUCUACAGGCCGCGGACACGUUCUAAUAUAAUUAUUAUUU
Molecule: messenger RNA, 1850 nt
Organism: Gryllus bimaculatus (two-spotted cricket)
Lineage: Eukaryota; Metazoa; Arthropoda; Insecta; Orthoptera; Gryllidae
Source: the annotation of a GenBank genome assembly